Messenger RNA from Phalaenopsis equestris, 1828 nucleotides. RefSeq names its product protein trichome birefringence-like 19. Gene Ontology annotation, cellular component: Golgi apparatus. The record is from RefSeq and is a predicted model, not a curated record. Bases 243 to 1745 code for a protein of 500 amino acids. The transcript has 2 exons. NCBI's taxonomy places the organism in Eukaryota, Viridiplantae, Streptophyta, Magnoliopsida, Asparagales, Orchidaceae. Gene Ontology annotation, molecular function: O-acetyltransferase activity.
UUAACAAGCAUUAGACGGGCUCAGACUAGGAAAACCAAGCAAUAAUUCGAACAACGGCUGCUACUCCGAAUUAAAACAAGGAUAAGCACACGCCUAAACCUCUUCUUCCCUUCUGUUAUUUUUAGGCCAUUCUAUGAGGAGCCUCGAAAGUCUCCCAUCAAAUCCUCUCCACCUCUCCUUCUCCCUCUCCCUCUCCCCGUCUCCAUAUCCUCACAUAAUUCCUUGUUCUACAGAAGAAUUCCAUGAAGCCUCGCCCCAUCGAGCUUCCCAUCGGGAGGCUGCCCUUCCUCAAUUUCUUCUCUGUUCUGAAAGUUUUCUUCCUCACGGCUCUCCUCGUCCUCUUCCUCAAUGUCACCUUCACUCUCUACACCAAUGUUUCUACACGUUACUACACCUAUCCUCAUCCCCCUUUCUUAAGGAUUACUUCAUCCUCCACCUUCUCCUUUUCUUCUUCCUCCACUUUUUUCUCCACUUCUUCCUCUCAUCAUGAUCCUUGUUCAAAUUCUCCUCCAUCUCCUUCUAAUCCUUCCUCCCUUAUUCAAUCAUCCCCACCUUCAUCUGAUUCAUUGCCUUCUUCUUCCUCCUUCUCCUCUUCCAAUCCAAAACCAACAUCUAUUGAUAAACCUUCCUCCUCAUAUUUAAACUCGAGUCUGCCAUCAUCCUCAUCAUCUUCUCCUCCAAAUUUAAGAGGUAAGAGGAAGGUAUUAGUGAAAGGUUGCGACUUGUCGAAAGGAGAAUGGAUUCGGGAUCCGAAGGCGCCAUACUACACAAACUCAACGUGUUGGACGAUACAGGAACAUCAAAAUUGCAUGAAAUAUGGAAGGCCGAAUCUGGAUUUUUUGAAGUGGAGGUGGAAGCCAGAUGGGUGCGAGUUGCCGCUCUUAGAGCCGGCGGAGUUUCUGGAGUUCAUGAGAGGGAAGAACUUGGCUUUCAUUGGAGACUCCUUGGCAAGGAACCAAAUGCAGUCUUUGAUGUGCCUUUUAUCUAGGGUUGAAUAUCCACAAGAAAUUUGGCCUCCAGCAGAAAAUGUGACCCAAAUGAUCUACAAAAACUAUAAUUUCACCAUCUGGGCCUUCUGGUCCCCUUUCCUCAUAAGAGCCGAGGAGACAACGACGACUAACAAGUACGACAUGUGGAAUCUAUAUCUCGACGAGCCCGACCAACUCUGGCAACGCCAAAUGGCCAAAUUCGACCACAUCGUCCUCAACACUGGAAACUGGUACAGCCGGCCCGCUCAAUUUUACGCAAAACAAAAGCUCAUCGGCUGCCAUUACUGCCUCUUCAAGCGCACGCCUUUCAUGAGCCUCUACAAGGCUCACCGACAAGCCUUCCGCACUGCAAUGGAUGCCAUUGUCGACAACAAGCAGGGCUUCAAGGGGCUGACCAUCGUGCGGACGGUUUCGCCGUCGCACUUUGAAGGUGGGGAGUGGAAUAAAGGUGGAGACUGCCGGAGAACGGCGCCGUUCCGGCGGGGGGGAGCGAAGCUCGUGGGAAUGGAUUUGGGGUUGUAUAAGGAUCAGUUGAAGGAGUUUUGGAAGGCGAAGUGGGAGGGGAAUGAGAAGGGGUUGGAGUUCAGGCUGUUGGAUACGACGCAGGCAAUGUUGUUGAGGCCGGAUGGGCAUCCGAGCAGGUAUGGACAUUGGCCGCGUGAGAAGAGGGUUUUGUAUAAUGAUUGCGUGCAUUGGUGUCUUCCGGGGCCGGUGGAUAUGUGGAAUGAUUUGUUGUUUUUGGUGCUGAGUGUGUGAUGGGAUUGUGGUGAGUAGAAGGGGGUAGUUAUUUUUCAUUAAUUUGAUUUCUUUUAUUCAUUUUUUGAGGUAGAGUUGCACUA